AUGGCAACAUCAAAAGCCCCCGCCACCGAAAUUCAUCGGGUUGUCAAUCUGGUUAUCAACAAUCUCGUCAACAUCAAAGAUGAGUCCGGAAAAUUCCUCAUGCCCCUUGCGGACGGUCGCAUUAUCGACACAAAGUCCUGGCAUGGAUGGGAGUGGACUCACGGUAUCGGUCUAUAUGGUGUCUGGAAAUACUAUGAAAUGACUGGCGAUGAGAAUCUGUUGAAGAUCAUCGAGGAUUGGUUUGCCGGGCGCUUCGCCGAAGGCACAACGAAGAAUAUCAAUACCAUGUCCCCAUUUCUUACUCUUGCUUAUAAGACUGGAAAUGCCACAUAUCUCCCUUGGCUCGAGUCAUGGGCUGAAUGGGCCAUGUACGAUCUACCGCGCACCAAAUACGGCGGCAUGCAGCAUGUCACCUAUCUCGCCGAUCACAAUCAGCAGCUUUGGGAUGAUACUCUUAUGAUGACCGUUAUGCCUCUUGCGAAGAUCGGCAAACUUUUGAACCGACCGCACUAUGUUGCUGAAGCGAAGAAGCAAUUCCUCACCCAUAUCAAAUAUCUUUUCGACACAAAGACGGGACUUUGGUUCCAUGGAUGGACAUUUGAGGAUGGUGGACAUAAUUUUGCGGAUGCGCGAUGGGCCCGUGGUAAUAGCUGGAUUACCAUCGUUAUUCCAGAGAUUAUCGAGCUCCUCGAUCUCGAACCAACCGAUCCAAUCCGCCUUCACCUGAUUGAAACGCUGGAUGCUCAAGUUGAGGCUCUCGCGCGCGUUCAGGCCGAGUCAGGCGGCUUCCACACUCUGCUCGACCACCCCGAUUCAUACCUGGAGGCAUCUGCGACCGCAGGGUUUGCCUACGGUAUCCUGAAAGCCGUCAGGAAGCGCUAUAUAAGCUCCAAGUACACACCUGUUGCGGAGAAGGCCAUCCAGGCUGUGUUGAAGGAUAUCGACCCGAGUGGUGAGCUACUAAACACUAGCUUCGGCACGGGCAUGGGCCCCAACUUGCAGUUCUACAAGGAUAUUCCCCUCACAUCGAUGCCGUACGGUCAAGCAAUGGCCAUCAUGGCUCUGGGUGAAUAUCUGCGAACAUACCUGUAG
Molecule: messenger RNA, 1092 nt
Organism: Penicillium manginii
Lineage: Eukaryota; Fungi; Ascomycota; Eurotiomycetes; Eurotiales; Aspergillaceae
Product: glycoside hydrolase family 88/105 protein
Exons: 2
Coding region: 1-1092 (363 amino acids)
Biological process (GO): carbohydrate metabolic process
Source: RefSeq, a predicted model, not a curated record